Bombyx mandarina (wild silkworm) is the source of this 1899-nucleotide messenger RNA. RefSeq names its product PR domain zinc finger protein 5-like. NCBI's taxonomy places the organism in Eukaryota, Metazoa, Arthropoda, Insecta, Lepidoptera, Bombycidae. The record is from RefSeq and is a predicted model, not a curated record.
UUGAAUUCGAGUUUUUAGUGAAUAUUUCAAUGAAAAUGGGCACGAAAAACAACGGGCCGCUUAUAGAUCCAGCGUUGUGUAGAUUGUGUCGUGCCAUAAAAAAAUGCAGAAUUCUAACAGCAGAGUACACUUGGAUGGAUCAAAAAGAAGUCUACGCCGAUAUGGUGAUGGACUGCUUUGGCAUUCUGUUGUCCCACGUAGAUGACACAGAGAAAGAUUCAGGCGUCUGUGCUACAUGUGUGGUGAGACUGAGAGAUGCCUGCGCUUUCAGGCAGCAAGUACUCCAGUGCGAGGACCUGUUCCUUAGCUCAAAACUACACGAUAAGGACACUGAUGAUCAAAAAGCUGAGAAGGCAGCUCUGGACAUAGAACUGAAAAUGGAACCGAAAGAUGAUGAAGACCACCAUUCUAUAGGAGCUGUGGACCACGACGAUGGAAUGUCCGUCGAUUACUCGGCUGAUGACUUGCCUGAAGAUUCUAAAACAGAAACGAAACCACCGAAAGAAGAGAAACUGAAUCCGGAAAACGCGCAGCUCCCAGAGAAACCAUCGAAGCUUCUAGAAGACGACGGUGGCGGGGGGACGGACUGGACCGAUUCAUCGUCCGACUCGGACAAGCCGAUCAAGAGGAAGGUCAAGGCCGGCAGGAAAAAGAAGAACGGCGUGCAGAAGAAGGAAGGAAAAACGAAAUUGGGGAAGAGGAAAAGUGGGACGGCCCAAUCGAAAAAGAGUCGUGCCCUGAAGCCGCAGAUCGAAAAAAAAAACAAUCACGAUCGGGACUUAGACUGCAUGGCCGAGGAGAACUUAAUGACAAUCGUCCAGUAUUCGUACGUUUGCCCGUUCAAGAACAGACGCAACAACUAUUACUGCUUCUACUGCAAGGACUAUUAUCCGAAGCCGGAGGAUCUGAGGUCGCACACGCUCCAGCACGACACGAAGCCGUUCCAAUUGCUGAUGGGCUACAAGAAGAUGCCCAAACUGGACAUAACGCGCAUCGAUUGCAAACUGUGCCCGAUGAAGAUCGACGAUCUGAACGUUUUCAAAGCCCACGUCGAUCAGAUACACGGGAAGAAGAUCUACUUCGAAGCGCCCGACAAGCUUCUUCUGUACCGCCUGACUUGGAACGACCUGGUCUGCGUCAUGUGCAGCGACGUCUUCGAAGACUUCAACACGCUGAACACUCACAUGGUGGAGCACUUCAGCAAUUACACGUGCGACGUUUGCGGCGUGUGUUUUUUGGAGAAGACCAGGCUUGAUGCCCAUCUGAAGAGGCACAAGGAUGACGAGAAGCACACCUGCGAGAUAUGCGGGAAAGUGUUCAAGUCGAAUCACUACAAAGAUAUGCACGUUGAUAUCGUGCACAAGAAGAAAGCGAUUAUCCGUUGCCCGCGCUGUGACGAGUGCUUCAUGUCUUACGCUCUGAAGAACAAACACCUGACUGAGGCCCACGGACAGAAGCGAACGUAUCCCUGCAAUCUGUGCGACAAAGUGUACAACCGUCAGAAAACACUGACCGAGCAUCAGAGGAGGAAUCAUCAGAAAGUCCUGAAGCACCAGUGCGAGUAUUGCGACCAGAGGUUUUAUUUACCGUCGCGUCUAAAGGAACACAUGGCUACACACACGGGAGAGAGGAAUUUCCGCUGUGAAUACUGCGAAAAGAGCUACCCGAGGUUAAAGUCGCUGCAGUAUCACAUAAGGACGCACACAAAUGACCGUCGGUACCGGUGCCACGUGUGCGGUCAGGCCUUUAUACAGAACGCGAGUCUGAAGUCGCACAUAAAGAGUCACCACCCCGAAUGCGAUAUAGAGGGAUGCUAUUUUUAAUACGCUUUCAUUAGCUUCAGAGGUAUGUAUGUUUGUAACGGAAUCUUUGAUCGUGAUUUUGACCCCCCUUCAAAAC